AUGCCAGGCUGGGCGACAAGGGAGGGCGUUAGAGAUGUGAAGAAGAGGUGGAAGGUGCGAUGCCUGUCUCGGCAGCAACUUCGACCUUCAGGCCAACCUUCCUUUGCAGUGGAAAGUGGAGAGUGGAGCAGCGGAGACAGACAAACCGACGACCCCUCGGUGCUCCUACGCGUGGCAGAGACAGACAGACCAACACCAAGAAGGAACGACCGAAGCACCAGAUGGCAGGCGCAAGUCAGGGAUGCGGCAGGCACUGGGAAGAACCUUAUCGGCCAUUGGCAGCGCCCCAAACCUUAUCCCGCUUUAAGGCAUGCACCACUCCACUGCAUCUGCACCAGCACCAGCACCAGCACGACCGUCACGACCAGCCAGAGGCCUGGGCCUGCCCUCUCGAAAGCCACAGGACUCUGUUCGGACGACACAGGGGCCGGCAGCCUUCUCCGGCCCGGUUUUGGCAGCCAUUGUCGCGUGCUGAGACGGCGACGCAUGGGGCGCGAAGCAGCCAGUUCCAGACCGCGGCAGGUCAGACUCGCAGAGGUCGAAUAG
Molecule: messenger RNA, 546 nt
Organism: Colletotrichum higginsianum IMI 349063
Lineage: Eukaryota; Fungi; Ascomycota; Sordariomycetes; Glomerellales; Glomerellaceae
Exons: 1
Coding region: 1-546 (181 amino acids)
Source: RefSeq, a predicted model, not a curated record